CUUGCAGCCACCCGCGAGUUAGUCGUCUUCUUGUUCUCCCCGGCACGCGACGAAGCGCUAUCCGCUGCGCUGCAAGGGACGCAAAUGGAGUUUUCAGCUUCUCAAAGACAAAAGGCCAACAGUUUGCAUGGCACUGCAGGGCCGUCCAACUACCGAGAUGCAUCUAGUCUAAGUAAUCCAAGAGGUACAUGGAAAAAUUUACCUACUCCAAUAGCCGCCCCAUCAAAUACACGUAACACACGCCCCAGGCCAGCAGCGAGCCCCUACGAUCAAAUCUCCAACGGCAACAGUCUCCGAACAAAUCCGAAUGCGCGCCGAACGCUUCUUGAUACCCCUGCACGACCAUCAUUGCCACAAGAACCCAAGCACUCCAAACUUGAUCAUGCACCCUCCAGUACCUUGGCUAAACGGAUCACCAAUUCGAGUUCCACAAACAACACCCGCGCUUCCAUAAGACAUACAGGGCAAUCAGAUCCCGAGGUACAAAUCAUCGACCGACCUCAUGGAAUGAAAAACGGAGAAGAUCUUGGGGUACCUGUACCUCGUCCUCAUCCUUUGUCGUCUUCACCAGACCCCAUGAAUCUUCAUCCUUUCCAGACCUUUCCAAGUGACCCACAAUAUACUGACUCCAGGAAGGGCAAAGGAAAGGAUUCCUCUCCGACCACACAACCCUACACUGCGGUUGUGUCUGAUGAAGUUGAUGAUAUUGAAGACUUUUCGUCAGAGGCAGGCAACAGCCAGCCUUCGCUCCCUCCGAAACCUCAAUCGCAGCGAGCUGCAAUAGUUACGCCCAUACCGGAAUAUAUUGUCCGCGAUACUCGAAAAGUAUUCGAAGAUAAGGUUCCAUUCCUGGAUUUACGGAAACAGAAUGCACUCCGUGGCGGCGCUGGAGUUGUGAAGCAAAUGAAACCGAAAAAAACAACUAAGGUUCAACAUCAUCGUGUUUUCUUUGUAAUGACUCACACCUUCAAUCAGUCUGUCCCAACGUCUCGAUCACAGCUUGAUCAUGUUACCACGUCGUCCACGCAAUUCACAUCUAAGGAGCUUCCUCGCACAAAGGACCCUCCCCUGAAGCUCCCUUUGCAAGCAUGGGCAAUCGGUUUCAAAAUCUUCAGUGCCGAAAAUGGUUCCGAGCCCCCUGUCUUUGAGUAUGAUCCAAAGACCAGACGUCUCAAUGUGGCUGUACCUGGACAGUCUCCAUCUUUCUGGUUUCAACAAACCAAUGUGUUUGAAAGCGUAAUAGUCACAAAUGACGAAGAGAGAUCCUUGAAAGACAACGUAGUCAUACAGCUAGAGACGGCGAAAGAUUGCGAAGUCUGUGAAAACGGAAAUGCAAUAGAUGAGUUUGUACCUGGACUGAGUCGCGGACGCGGGAACCUGACGUUCUUGUUUAGUACGGAUGAAGCCAAAGGAUGGACGCAAUCGAUAUAUCAGAAACUACGCCUUCGCCUGGCUGAAGCAGCAUCUACACACAGCACUGCAAGACCAACGGGCGCAAUCUGGGGGAAAGUCCAGCAGUUUGCAGAGAUGUUUCAACAACAAAGUCGUCGUUCGUCUAAUCCUCGCUACGAGCCGAUGGCCUCUACCAUCAAGAAUGCAUCCCCUGUGCCAGAUGUGUUUAGCUCCACAAUCAAUUCUGGAUCGUGCCUGGCACCUGAAAUUAAAUCAGCUAACGCUGAGGCCGGUACAUCGCGGCGCCGUUCAUCGCGGCGCUCUGCUGCUGCAGUACCCCAAACUCCGUCAGAAUCACCUCCCAUAGCAGAUCCUGAAGAACUAAUUCUCGUAUAUCCCCCAUCUGGUCCUGGCGCAUUGAACGUCAUGGGCAGCGAUUUGAACAGGCUCAGACCGCACGAGUUCCUCAAUGAUACAUUGAUAGAGUUUGGCUUAAAGCUUUGGCUCGCCGAUCUUAAGGAGCAAAAUCCGGAUCUUGCGGAACAAAUUCACGUCUUCAGUUCGUUCUUCUAUAAGAAGCUCAACAACAAGAAAAGCUUGGACGAAGGAUACCAAAGCGUGAAAAAAUGGACGUCCAGGGUCAAUAUAUUCUCAAAGAAAUACAUAAUUGUCCCGAUUAACGAGAAUCUUCACUGGUACCUUGCCAUUAUCUAUGAACCCGAGUACACUCUUCUCCCACCCCUUCCUCAGAAAGAACCUUCUCUUUCACAACGGGCAAAGCUGCGGCGAAAGACUGCUACCGAGCCAGACGUAAUUACUGCAACUGAGCCUGAGGCUGUACCACCCCAGGACCUACCAGCAUUAGGAACACGAUCAGAGCCAGACGCCGAAUCGGCCUCACUGCACGCUACUUGCGCGUCCACGCCAAGUAUUACGCAAGAUGAAGACAUGGAUGACAUCUCACCUGUGGAAUUCACACAGUCAUGUUCAAUAUCUGGCCACCUUCCUCCGAAACUACUCAGGGUUUCACCAUCCAAUUCUAUAUCCACACAAGGCAGGUCUGCCUCUGUUGGCAAGGCCUCAGGGAGAUCGAUAUCUGUCGAAGCACAUGUAGACUUACACUUAUCGACGUCUUCUCCAUGUCUGGAACCGAUGGAUGUUGACGUCACCGUUAUCGACAUCGACACGAUCCCAGAGGGGACCGGGCCAAAGGAUAAUCUUCCAUCUUCCAAUGCGUCAACUUCAACACAUGUCUCCGAGGCUCCCAGUGUUCCGUCAUCGAAACCUCCAUCUCGUAUGGGUAUCCCUGCGGCUCACUUCUAUGGAACCUCUACCAGGACAAAGGGGAAACAGAAGGCCGUUGAGCCAGUUGUUGUGCCGGACUCCGAAGAGGAGGAUGAUCGUAAUGAGGACGAGAAGCACGAAAGGGAAGUAGACGCUAUGUUGGACGUCCAACCCAGUCUUGCUACUUCCAAUGAUCCUCUUACCACUUGGAUCUUCACGCUGGAUUCCCUAGGUUCACGGCAUCCUCAAGCACAGAAGGUAUUGCGAUAUUGGCUAAAGGCUGAAGCAAAAGACAAGCAACAAUUGGACGAGGUGAGACUGGCUGAAGUCAAGCUUGCGCAGGUCCCAUCCCAGCCCAAUUUUGCCGACUGCGGCGUCUACCUGCUACAUUUCGCUAAAACCUUCCUUGCAAAUCCUGUUCACUACUUUAAUCUCGUCCAUCAAAGUAAGAAAAUAUAUCCUGCUGAACAGCGCAAACUCGACUGGAACGAGCAUGUGGUACAGCACUCCCGGAAAGAUCUUAUUGAACGGAUUCAAAUCCUUUCCAAAGAGUGGAAGGCUUCAAGGGCGGCGAAGGAAGAGGACGCGAAACGCAAACGCGAGAGCGAGAGCGAAGAGCUUGGGCAAGCUGAUAAUGAUUCGGAUGUGGAGGUGGACAUCCUCGAGGAUACGAAGGUCUCAGAAUCCAUGCUCAAGUCCAAGGAGGAUCGACCAUUGAAGAGGUUGCGUGGUUGAAGGGCCCCUCAGCAGCCUCAGUGACAAGGAAGCUACUUACGAAUUUGAUUAUUUUUGAAGCAUACUCUUUACAUCCUGCAUACUGAGUCCCAUUGACGCGGGUGCCCUAUAAUAACGUCAAUGCUGGGCAUCAGAAUACACACAAAC
This is a messenger RNA of Suillus fuscotomentosus, 3558 nucleotides long. RefSeq lists its product as uncharacterized. Lineage: Eukaryota; Fungi; Basidiomycota; Agaricomycetes; Boletales; Suillaceae. Gene Ontology annotation, cellular component: nucleus; cytoplasm. The transcript is spliced from 15 exons. The coding region runs from base 85 to 3411 and encodes 1108 amino acids. Gene Ontology annotation, biological process: protein desumoylation. Gene Ontology annotation, molecular function: SUMO-specific endopeptidase activity. The record is from RefSeq and is a predicted model, not a curated record.